Messenger RNA from Periophthalmus magnuspinnatus, 5197 nucleotides. Its product is annotated as glutamate receptor-interacting protein 2-like. Gene Ontology annotation, molecular function: protein binding. Gene Ontology annotation, biological process: neurotransmitter receptor transport, endosome to postsynaptic membrane. The record is from RefSeq and is a predicted model, not a curated record. The transcript has 24 exons. Lineage: Eukaryota; Metazoa; Chordata; Actinopteri; Gobiiformes; Gobiidae. The coding region runs from base 417 to 3683 and encodes 1088 amino acids.
UUCACUCCAGUGCUGCUCCACACAGACAGAAAGAGCUUAUGUGCGAGCCGUGUGAACAUAAGCUGCAAAAUCCACAUGAAAAAGGGACCAAUGCUGAAGGCAGAGCUACGACAGAGAGAAGAGGACAUAUGAUAUUUUUGUCUUUGGUGUGGAGCUGAACAAAUGCACACUGGCAGAACAGAAAAGGAUUAUCAUAAUGGACUAAGAUGUUUAUGGCAAAAAGAAGAAACAGUAUUGUUCGUUUUUGUUAGCAUGGAAAGGCAAAGGUCAAGCACGAUUUGGACCAUCAAAGGAAUGCAGUGAAGAUGGUGAUUUUGUAAAAAUAAAAACAACUAUAUUCCAACCUUUCAAUUAUACUUUGACUGUUCAGGUCAUAAAGUCAUUUGGAGUAUUUUUGUGGAUAAGUUGUUGCAAGCAUGCUGUGUGGCCUGAGAAGAGACACCAAGAGCAGUAUUGAUGAGGGACCAUACUCAAAGGGAAACAAGGACUUGGGACCAUGUGACCAAUCACAUUCCACCCAGCGGCACAGUCUUUCAGAGGAGUACAGAGGAGUGACCACUGUUGAGCUGAUGAAAAGAGAAGGGAGCAGCCUCGGCCUCACCAUCUCUGGAGGAUCAGACAAAGAUGGAAAACCCAGAGUGUCCAACCUGCGUCCAGGUGGGCUUGCUGCCAGGAGUGACCAGCUGAAUGUGGGGGACUACAUCAAGUCGGUCAACGGCAUUAACUUGUCAAAACUUCGUCAUGAUGAGAUUAUCAGUUUGCUCAAAAACAUUGGAGAGAGAGUCGUGCUGGAGGUGGAAUAUGAGCUACCCCCGUUUGUUCAAAACCCCUCAGGAGUCAUCACCAAGACUAUAGAUGUGUGUUUACACAAAGAGGGAAACAGCUUUGGAUUUGUAAUGAGAGGAGGUUUCCAUGAAGACUGGCGCAGGUCCCGUCCUCUGGUUGUCACCUAUGUCCGCCCUGGUGGUCCUGCUGACAGAGAGGGCACACUGAAAGCUGGUGACCGUUUGUUGAGCAUUGAUGGGAUGCCGUUGAACAGGGAGAAACACGCUGACGCUUUGACCGUCCUGAUGCAGAGCGCUCAGGAGGCUCUGUUCCUGAUCGAGUACGACGUCUCUGUCAUGGAGGCAGUACAACAAGCCUCGGGCCCUCUGCUGGUAGAGAUAGUGCGGGGCCUGUCGUCGAGCCUGGGGAUCAGCCUCACCACAGCCAUCUACAGGAACAAACAAGUCAUUAUUAUAGACAAGAUCAAGCCAGCCAGCGUGGUGGAAAGGUGUGGUGCUCUGCAUGUUGGGGACAUUAUAUUGGCCAUAGAUGGGACCAGCACAGAGCACUGUUCAUUGAUGGAGACCACGCAGCUCCUUGCCAGCUCUGGUGAUGUCAUCAAAUUGGAGAUUCUUCCAGUCAAUCAGAGUAGACUUCCUCUCAGGCCACAAGAUGCAGUAAAAGUGCAGAAGAGCAACCAUCACCAUCACUGGGACCAAAGCUUCUGCCAUCCCCCACAUGUGAGCCACAGCAAAACAUGGAGCAGCCCCAGCCACCCACACAACCAUCAGGACCACUGCAAAUCCCUCGUGAGUGGUGGCUUCUCCCCUUCCUCCACAGUCACUUCAGGCUUCAGCAGCCAGGGGAGCAACACUCUGCCCUGUCCCAGCGCUCCUGUUGCCCCCACCAGCCCCCGCAGCUCUACGGGCCGCAGGAGGGCCAGGAAGAAGGAUCACAAGAGCUCAUUGUCUCUGGCCUCUAGCUCUGUGGGGCCUGGAGGUCAGGUCUUUCAUGUGGAAACAAGUGAGGUGGUCCUGAGGGGAGAUCCACUCACAGGUUUUGGGAUCCAGCUUCAGGGAGGUGUCUUUGCCACAGAGACUCUAUCCACUCCCCCAGUCAUUCGCUUUAUUGAGCCCGACAGCCCGGCCGAAAGGUGUGGGCUGCUGCAGGUCGGAGACAGACUUUUAUCUAUAAAUGGGAUUCCCACUGAAGACGGCACUUUGGAGGAGGCUCACCAGCUCCUCAGAGACUCUGCUUUGGCCAACAAAGUCACAUUGGAGGUCGAGUUUGACAUUGCAGAAUCUGUGGUCCCCAGCAGUGGCACUUUUCAUGUGAAACUUCCCAAGAGAAGAGGGGUCGAGCUAGGCAUUACCAUCAGUGCCAGUAAAAAAAAUGGAAAACCGCUUGUCAUCUCUGAAAUAAAGAAAGGAAGUAUAGCACACAGAACAGGCACUCUGGAGCCGGGAGACAGAUUGCUGGCCAUAGACAGUGUUCGUCUGGAGCACUGCACAAUGGAGGACGCCAUGCAUGUCCUAAAUCAGGCUGAAGACAUGGUCAAACUACGGAUACAGAAGGAUGAGGACAAUAUUGAUGAGUUGGAAAUGUCUGGUUCUAUAAUCUACACUGUUGAAUUGAAGAGGUACAAUGGGCCACUGGGCAUCACUAUUUCUGGCACAGAGGAGCCUUUUGACCCCAUCGUAAUUUCUGGCCUGACCAAGAAGGGGCUGGCAGAGAGAACAGGGGCCAUCCAUAUAGGUGACAGGGUCCUGGCCAUCAAUGGAGUCAGUCUCAAAGGGAAACCUCUGAGUGAAGCCAUCCACCUUCUUCAGAUGGCGGGAGAGUCGGUCACACUCAAGAUCAAGAAGCAAACAGACCAUUCUGAUACUAGGCGGUUGCUGUACAGGGAAGGUGGAUAUCUCUGUGACCUGGAUGAUGAGUUGACAGAGUCCCACAAAACCAGUAAACUGUCUGAGGCCUACUCUGCUACAGUGCCCAGUGUGGACUCUGCCAUGAGCUCCUGGGAUGGGUCAGGCUUUGACACAGGCUACAGCAAUCAAGGUACAUAUCUUCACAAACCCUCUGACUUCUUGCUAAAUGCCAGUGACUGGCAACAAUCAAAGCACAGGAGUCAAUCAAGCUCCAACUCUGUAGGCAUGUCCCAUCACACCAUGUUAUUUGACACAAGGUUUACUGAAGAUGAGUGGGACAAAGUACCAGGAUUUAUCAGCCCUCCCCGUUGCCAAGGGAAACUGAACCACUCUGAGGACUCAAGUUUUUGGUCCCAGGCCUUGCAGGACCUGGAGACCUGUGGCCAGUCCGAGAUCCUCCGGGAUCUGGAGGCCUCAAUGACGGGUAGUGCUUUCAGCCUGUAUCUGGAAGAGAGUAAAACUCUUGAUGACUCAAUGUUUCAGUCUGAAAAGUCUCCUUAUAAAAAACUGGAAGACCUGGAGUCAAAGAACAACAAACUCAACAAAUUUAACAUGUCCAACGGACCCAGCAAAAUCUCCAAGAUGGAGGACAAUAAGGAGGACAAAUCUGAUGGUCUGGUUUCUGCAGCCCUUGAACUACUCAAGGUAACAAUCAGGAAAGAUGCAGAGAGCCAUGACUUUGGUUUCAGUGUUUCCGAUGGACUUCUAGAGAAGGGAGUGUAUGUGAACAUGAUCCGUUCAGAGGGACCGGCUGCUCAGGGAGGACUAAAACCCUACGACCGCAUCCUCCAGGUGAACCGUGUUCGGACCAGGGACUUGGACUGCUGUCUGACAGUGCCUCUCAUUAUGGAGGCUGGGGAGAGCUUGGACUUGGUCAUUAGCAGGAAUCCGCUGGCGGCGGGGAACACUGGGCUGUUGGACAAGUACGGCGACUCCACAAACUCAUUAUUCAACUUUUCUGAGCCUAGGACCAACAGCAUCGCCCUCUGAAAAGUCAGACUUUUAAUGUUUUAACAAAGACCAAUUAUUGUUUGUUUCAUUGAUACACAGCAACAAGCUGCAUAUUAGUAUUUUCACUUCUGGCUUUGAGACAGACAUUGAUUUAAGUUCAACCUUAAUAUUGCCCAUAUUUAUCAAACCUCACUGCUGAGGGGGGAUCUGGAGAUCACUUGUUAUGUCUGGGGACAUCACAUGUUUUCAAAUGCAUUUAUUCACUAUUGCCAAUUAAACAAGUUUUAUCGCCACCUUAAAAUGACCCCCUUUACACUAUAUAUUUCUGUAGAUAGUCACUAUAGAUGGAACACUGCCUCAUUGCUUUCACUGUAUUUCCAAGUUAACACACAAAGUUAACUUGGACGAUUGAGGGUCUACACAGACACACACAUUCACACCUCAUUAUUACCUCACAUCACCCUUUUAUAUAGCAUAUAGGCAGAUCUAUUUAUAUCUGUCCCCUAUACCGAAGAUGCGCUGCCUUGAAACCACAAACUGCAUGUGUGUCCAAUCCCGCCUGUUGUAGACACAUGAGCAGCUGUAGGGCAGCCCACUCCCCUGAGUUUCAAAGGCAAAGCCACCGCAUGAAUAAGGUUAUAUAACAAGGGAGUCAUUGGUUCUGACUGAGCCAGGAUGUCAGAGUGCACGCCUCAACUCCCCAAAGCAUUUGAACACAACACACUUCUUAGGUUUCCAUCUCUCAGUUCAGUUGAAUUUUGCACAUUUUCCUUAUUGCUAACAACAAAAACUCAGUUGGAUUUUUCAGGGUCUGUCUUAAUGUCGAGUUAUUUUGGUCCUUGGCUCAGUGCCCUGGUUUCCAUUGGACAGUUUCUUAUAGGUGCCAGGCACAUAGUAUUAAAUGUAUUUUAAAGCCACUCAAUUGUACCAUUACAAUACCAGGAAUGCUUGCCCUUUUAAAUGAAAAAUGUCCCAGAUGGUUUAAUGUUUUGUGAAUGCCCCUAGAAAACCAAUGAAUUUAUCUUUCUGCACAAGCUUCGCAGUUUGGGUUUCUGCUCAGCCCAUUUAAACCACAAGUUUUGCACAACUGACUUUUGUUUUAUCACAUGUUCUCACAUUUGUUCUCCACACUUUUCCUUUGGCUUGUUGUACACUGUAUGUUUUAAGCAUUAUUUGGUUCCUAUAGUUUACUGUAGCUCUAAGCAUGUUAUGCAUGCUCACGAUUUGUCCUUAUGGGGGUCAGAACAUAUCCCUGUUCUCACACACACACACACACACACACACACACACACACACACUGCAAGUUUACAGAAGGGGGAUUAAGAUUUCAUAACCAUGAUGCACUUUAAAAGAUAAUUUCUGCAGCUGUAAUCUCAAGAGUCAAACAUACUUGGCUACCACUGCCUUUUGUUUUUCUAAUGGCUUUUUUUUUCCCUCAAAGUUUUGGUUACAGAUAAUGAAACAAAUGAUUAUCCAUUAUAUAGGGUCUUGUUUGUUAAAUUGUCUUAAUGUUUUAUGCAAUUAAAGUAUGAAACCAUAGUCUGAUUAAUUUG